Messenger RNA from Ornithodoros turicata, 2046 nucleotides. RefSeq names its product motor neuron and pancreas homeobox protein 1-like. NCBI's taxonomy places the organism in Eukaryota, Metazoa, Arthropoda, Arachnida, Ixodida, Argasidae. The record is from RefSeq and is a predicted model, not a curated record. The transcript is spliced from 3 exons. Gene Ontology annotation, cellular component: nucleus. Gene Ontology annotation, molecular function: DNA-binding transcription factor activity, RNA polymerase II-specific; sequence-specific double-stranded DNA binding. Gene Ontology annotation, biological process: neuron projection morphogenesis; regulation of DNA-templated transcription; central nervous system development. Bases 106 to 1086 code for a protein of 326 amino acids.
UUUACCGAUAACGGUGCACCGCCGGAAAAAUAACCGGGAAAGUCGAGCCCCGGGCGCGAGCUGUCGCGUCCUCGUGCUUCAGGACCUGGCGGACAACGGCCGGCCAUGGCGGAUACGACGUCCACCGCCAAGUCCUUCUGUAUCGACGCCCUUCUGGCACGCGGAGGUCCAGACGCGACGUCCAGGUCGCCCGGAGGGUCUCGUAGCCCCUCGGACGCCGGGAGCCCACCUCCCAUGCCGACGGUGACUUCUGUGCCGUCUUCAGUGGCUGCUGCGGUUGUGGCUGCUGCUGCAUCCUCUGGGAGACUUCUUGGGGCCCUUCCUGGUUAUCCCAUGCUGGGUGCGCAUCCUCUUUAUGGAAUCUCCGGUCACGGUGGAGGGAUGGCUGCUGGAGGACUGCCUCCGUUGAUUCCAGGCAGCGCUUUUCACCCGACUUUGGCAGAUCACGGGCUCAAGUCGCAUGUUUCCUUGGAGUGGCUGGCUCGGUCGGCUGGGUUCUACCCGAGGCCCGCCGAUGUGGCAGGACAGCCCCAGGCCGCUCUCCUGGGUAAAACCCGGCGACCGCGGACAGCGUUCACGAGUCAACAGCUACUAGAACUGGAGAAUCAGUUCCGCAUGAACAAGUACCUCUCGCGGCCCAAAAGGUUCGAGGUUGCCACGAAUCUCAUGCUCACCGAAACGCAGGUGAAGAUCUGGUUCCAAAACCGGCGCAUGAAAUGGAAACGAAGCAAGAAAGCUCAACAAGAAUCUAAAAGCAGAACUUCCGAGAAGAGUGAACAGUCGCAGCAAACACCGGCGGUUCAACCAGCGCAAUCCCCGGUUCACCAGACGACCGGUCAUCACCAUCACCACCACCACCACCGGCCCAGCUUGAUUGUGUCCAGCUCGGGAUCCGACUACCCGGACUCGCCACCGAGGGACCUGCACAUCCGAAUGCCAGACAGCGAAAGCGUCUCCUCAAGAGGGAACAGUGACGUGGAAUCAGAUCUUGUCCUAACGCCUGGACCGGACAGCAAUAGUGCGACACUGUGCUCCCCACCGGGACACCGGAAUGCAGAUCUUAUCUAUCGGCCCUAUGUAGUGUAAUCGAUUUCGUUUAGAGACGGCACACGUGACUGGUGCUGAUACUGAGAGUGACCUUCGACGCCGACAGUUCUUCGGCACCUUUCAAGUGCUGCAGUGUGAGUUACCAGAGUCACGACGGUGGGUUUACCAGGCAGGGCUGACGCCUCUAGUCCGUAGGUGUAGAAGACAUGAUCAAAGAAAGGCGAAGCGCUGUCGACAGGAUUUGAAAUGGCGACUCUUUACUACGAUUGUGAUUGUGACAUUUUACGUCUAUUCUGAUGCGAGGAGUCAACAGAUGAUAGUGUCAACGCGUGCCCCGGUUUCUUUCAGCCGUAGAUGACAGCUGCAUAUUCAUAGCAAAUGGCCUGCCAUUUCUGUCACUAGAAGAAUAUGCUUUGCUGUGAUUCAGACUGUAAUCUCAAAAUUUCGAGGUUACAUACAAUAUCAGCCAUCGACUUUUCUUUGUAGACAUUGCUAGUUUGUGUCGGAAAGUAUAACGCACAUAUAGAAUCCAGUACCGUCUUCAGUCCAAACGGCAGUAACAAGACAAAGUACAGCAUGACAUUACAUGCACGUAAGAGCUGAUCCUUACAGGGCAUCAUAUUUAGACCGGCCAAUACGUAUCUCCACAUCUGAGAAGCGUGUACUUCCGCACAAGCAUUUCUGCUGGCACUCAGGCAUGCCAGGAGCGAUCCAUGAGUACAGAUGCAUUGGCUCACGAACAUGAAGCAGGCAUAGAAGUGAAGGCGAGAAGUGUGUCUGCUCACAAGAUGUCACAGUGGCGCCUUUGGUGUCGUGGAGGGGCAAAAUUACAAACUGUGAACCGUCUGCCUGCUCAUAACAAAGAACUCGUGGUUCCUUCUCAAUACAGGGUGUACGCACAUGUGAACUGUAUAAAGCAUUCUAUAUAGAACAUUGACAUUUGCCAUCGUCGUACCUCAGCAUGUACAUAACUGUUCCACUAAAUGUUUUAACAAUGCA